Molecule: messenger RNA, 1653 nt
Organism: Musca vetustissima
Lineage: Eukaryota; Metazoa; Arthropoda; Insecta; Diptera; Muscidae
Product: ATP-dependent RNA helicase vasa-like
Exons: 5
Coding region: 1-1653 (550 amino acids)
Biological process (GO): cell differentiation; gamete generation
Cellular component (GO): P granule; nucleus
Molecular function (GO): RNA helicase activity; ATP binding; RNA binding
Source: RefSeq, a predicted model, not a curated record
AUGGUCGCUACUGUGUUUUUCACCGUAGUGCUAAUCACCGUAGUUUCCAUGAUGUCUUCCUCGUCUGACAAGGGAGAACGUCGCGGUUUUGGUGGCGGUGGACGUGGACGCGGUCGUUGUGAUCGUGAUGGUGGUGGUGGCCGCCGAGAAUUUAACAAUAAUAAAGGUGAAACGGAAUAUGGUGAAAACGGCGGAGAAAAUGGCGGUGAACCACAAAAGCCACGCGAAUUUUACAUACCACCCGAACCCACCGACAAUGAGGAAGAGAUCUUUGGCAGUGGCAUAACGAGUGGUAUUAAUUUCGCUAAAUAUGAUAGUAUACCGGUGCAGGUCACUGGUGAAAAUGCCCCUGCGGCCAUACAAUGCUUUGAGGAAGCCGGCUUUCGUGAAUUAGUUCUCAAUAAUGUCAAACGUUCCGGUUAUAAGCUUCCUACACCCAUCCAAAAAACCGCCAUUCCAGUUAUAUCCUCGGGACGUGAUUUAAUGGCAUGUGCCCAAACGGGGUCCGGCAAAACGGCCGCCUUCCUUCUGCCCAUUAUCAACGCGCUGUUGAAUGAGGGCUGCGAAACGUCAAUAGGUAAACCACAGGCUCUGAUUGUAUCACCAACCCGUGAAUUGGCCAUACAAAUUUAUAAUGAAGCGCGUAAAUUUGCCAUGGAUUCGUAUAUUAAUACGCAGAUUGUUUAUGGCGGCACUUCAUCGAAAUAUCAGGGUGAAAAAAUUGGUCGUGGUGGUACGCAUAUUUUGAUUGCCACCCCAGGUCGUCUAUUGGAUUUUGUGGAAAAGGGUUUCAUUACCUUUGAGGAGACACGUUUUGUGGUGCUCGAUGAGGCGGAUCGUAUGCUGGAUAUGGGUUUCAAGGAGAGUGUGGCCACCAUUAUGAAUCAUCCCACAAUGCGUGGCAUGGAUCAGCGUCAGAAUCUUAUGUUUUCUGCAACAUUCCCGGCCGAGAUUCAGCGUAUGGCUGGGGAAUAUUUGAAUGAGUACAUCUUCAUUGCCAUUGGUGUGGUCGGCGGAGCCUGUUCGGAUGUCACACAGAACAUUUAUGAGGUUAAGAAGUAUCAGAAGCGGGCCAAAUUGAUGGAACUCUUGCAAGAAAAUCCCAAUGGCACCAUUGUCUUUGUGGAGACAAAACGUGGUGCCGAUUUCUUGGCCUCACUACUGUCCGAGACAGAAUUCCCCACAACCUCGAUACACGGUGAUCGUUUACAGCGUCAGCGUGAAGAAGCCUUGGCCGAUUUUAAAUCGGGUAAAAUGAAGGUUUUGAUUGCCACCUCUGUGGCUGCUCGCGGUCUCGACAUAAAAAAUGUCAAUCAUGUGGUGAAUUAUGAUUUGCCAACAUCCAUUGAUGAGUAUGUACAUCGUAUUGGUCGCACAGGACGUGUGGGAAAUAAUGGUCGUGCCACCAGCUUCUUUGAUCCGGAAAAUGACACGGCCAUUGCUGCGGAUUUGGUAAAGAUUUUAGAGGGUGCUGGCCAGGAGGUGCCUGAUUUCUUGCAGAACUAUAGUGGUGGCGGAGGCGGUGGUGGUGACUUUGGCAGUGGUGGUGGUUUUGGUGGACGGGAUGUGCGCAAAAAUGUACCAAAGAAUGAUGACAAUUUUGUUACUUCAUCGGGACCGGCUGCCCUGGAAGAAGAAGAGGAAUGGAAUUAG